AUGUCUUUGACCUCCACCUAUCAGCACAAGUUAGCAGAGAAGCUCACCAUCCUGAACGAUCGGGGCCAGGGGGUUCUGAUCCGAAUGUACAACAUCAGGAAGACUUGUUCAGACCCCAAAUCCAAGCCUCCAUUCUUACUGGAAAAGUCCAUGGAAUCGUCUCUCAAGUACAUCAACAAGAAAUUUCCCAACAUAGACGUCCGCAACAGCACGCAACAUCUGGGACCGGUUCAUCGUGAAAAAGCGGAGAUCAUUAGGUUCCUCACCAACUACUACCAGUCGUUUGUGGAUGUCAUGGAGUUCCGGGACCACGUGUAUGAGCUUCUCAACACCAUUGAUGCCUGCCAGUGCCAUUUUGACAUUACUGUCAACUUUGACUUCACCCGGAGCUACCUGGACUUGAUCGUCACGUACGCCUCAGUUAUUUUGCUUCUGUCACGGAUUGAGGACCGACGGCUGCUCAUCGGCAUGUACAACUGUGCUCACGAGAUGCUGCAUGGGCACGGGGACCCCAGUUUUGCUCGCCUGGGUCAGAUGGUCUUGGAGUAUGACCAUCCUCUGAAGAAGCUGACGGAAGAGUUUGGGCCUCACACAAAGGCUGUGAGCGGAGCCCUUCUCUCUUUGCACUACCUCUUUGCCCGGAGGAACCAAGGGGCAGAGCAGUGGCGCAAUGCCCAGCUCCUGAGUGUCAUCAGCAUUCCCCCGGCCAUGAUUAACCCUGCUAACUCCGACACAAUGGCCUGUGAGUAUCUGUCCAUGGAAGUGAUGGAGCGCUGGAUUAUAAUUGGCUUUCUUCUCUGCCAUGGGUGCCUCAACUCCAACAGCGAGUGCCAGAAGCUCUGGAAGCUGUGUCUGCAGGGCUCCCUGUACGUCACCCUCAUCCGGGAUGACGUGCUGCAGGUGCACAAGGUCACCGAGGACCUGUUUAGCAGUUUGAAAGGGUACGGCAAGCGAGUGGCAGACAUCAAGGAGAGCAAGGAGCACGCGAUUGCUAACAGUGGCCAGUUUCACAGUCAGCGGCGCCAGUUCCUGCGGAUGGCGGUGAAGGAGCUGCAGGCUGUGUUAAGCGAUGAGCCAGGACUACUGGGUCCCAAGGCUCUUUUUGCUUUCAUGGCCCUGUCCUUCAUUCGUGAUGAGGUCACCUGGCUGGUCCGCCACACGGACAAUGUCACCAAGACAAAGACGCCGGAGGACUACGCUGACUCGAGCAUCGCAGAGCUGCUUUUCUUGUUGGAGGAGCUGAGGGCUCUGGUCCGAAAGCACACCAAGGUGAUACAGCAGUACCACCUGCAGUACCUGGCCAGGUUUGACGCCCUGCUGCUCAGUGACAUCAUUCAGAACCUGUCCGUGUGUCCCGAGGAGGAGUCCAUCAUCAUGUCUUCCUUCGUCAGUACUCUGUCUUCUCUGAAUCCCAAGCAAGUUGAUAGCGGAGAAAAAUUUGAAUUUUCGGGAUUGAGGCUGGACUGGUUCCGCCUACAGGCGUACACCAGUGUGGCCAAGGCCCCCCUGCACCUGCAUGAGAACCCCGACUUGGCCAAGGUGAUGAACCUCAUUGUCUUUCACUCCCGCAUGCUGGACUCAGUGGAGAAAAUGCUGGUGGAAACCUCGGAUUUGUCCAUUUUCUGCUUUCACCUGCGUACCUUUGAGAAGAUGUUUGCCGUGACCCUGGAGGAGCCCACCAUGCUGCGCUAUGCCAUCGCUUUUCCCCUGAUUUGUGCCCAUUUUGUCCACUGCACACAUGAGAUGUGCCCAGAGGAGUACCCCCACCUGAAGAACCACGGCCUUCACCACUGCAACUCCUUCCUGGAGGAGCUGGCCAAGCAGACCAGCAACUGUGUCCUGGAGAUCUGCGCGGAGCAGCGGAACCUGAGCGAGCAGCUUCUCCCCAAGCACUGUGCCACUACCAUUAGCAAGGCCAAGAACAAGAAAACCAUGAAGCAGAGGCAGACCCCCAGGAAAGGGGAGCCCGAGAGGGACAAGCCGGGCGCCGAGAGUCACCGAAAGAACCGCAGCAUCGUCACCAACAUGGACAAGCUACACCUGACCUUGACGGAAUUGGCACUGACCAUGAACCACGUACACAGCUUCUCUGUCUUCGAACACACCAUCUUCCCUGCUGAGUACCUCAGCAGCCACCUGGAGACCAGACUCAACAGAGCCAUCGUGUGGCUGGCUGGCUACAACGCCAGCACGCAGGAAAUCGUAAGGCCGUCUGAACUCCUGGCAGGAGUGAAAGCGUACAUCGGUUUCAUCCAGUCGCUGGCCCAGUUUGUGGGUGCGGACGCCUCCAGAAUCAUCCGCAAUGCCCUCCUGCAGCAGACGCAGCCGCUGGACUCAAGUGGAGACCAGACCAUCACCACUCUCUACACCAACUGGUACCUGGAAAGUCUGCUGAGGCAGGCGAGCAGCGGGACCAUCCUCCUGUGCCCCGCCAUGCAGGCCUUCGUCAGCCUCCCCCGAGAGGGGGAGCAGAGCUUCAGCGCCGAGGAGUACUCCGACAUCUCUGAGAUGCGGGCCUUGGCUGAGCUCCUGGGCCCCUAUGGCAUGAAGUUCCUGAGUGAAAACUUGAUGUGGCACGUGACUUCUCAGAUCGUGGAGCUGAAGAAGCUGGUGGUGGAAAACAUGGAUGUGCUUGUGCAGAUCAGAUCCAACUUCAGCAAGCCAGGCCUGCUGGCUUCCCUGCUGCCCCAGCUGAUGGGCGCUGAGAACGUGUUGAAGCGCAUGACAAUCAUCGGGGUGAUUCUCAGUUUCAGGGCCAUGGCCCAGGAAGGACUUCGGGAGGUCUUCUCCUCCCACUGCCCGUUCCUUAUGGGGCCCAUCGAGUGCUUAAAGGAGUUCGUCACUCCAGACACAGACAUCAAGGUGACCCUGAGUGUUUUUGAGCUGGCAUCUGCUGCAGGUGUGGGCUGUGACAUUGACCCAGCCUUGGUGGCUGCCAUUGCCAAUCUGAAAGCUGACAGCACAUCCCCUGAGGAGGAGUACAAGGUGGCCUGCCUGCUCCUGGUCUUCCUUGCCGUCUCCCUCCCGCUCCUCGCCACCGACCCCUCUUCCUUCUACAGCAUUGAGAAGGACGGUUACAACAACAACAUCCAUUGCUUGACCAAAGCCAUCAUCCAGGUGUCCGCUGCCCUCUUCACGCUCUACAACAAGAACAUCGAGACUCACCUCAAGGAAUUCCUGGUGGUGGCGUCUGUCAGCCUCUUGCAGCUGGGCCAGGAGACUGACAAGCUCAAGACCAGAAAUCGGGAGUCCAUCUUCCUGCUCAUGCGCUUGGUGGUGGAGGAGUCGUCCUUCUUGACCUUGGACAUGCUGGAGUCCUGUUUCCCCUACGUCCUGCUGCGCAACGCCUACAGGGAUGUCUCCCGGGCCUUCCACCUGAACCGGGUGCCUGCCAGCACCCACUGAAGGGUCCCUUGGAGCUAUGCGAGCCUGCACUGUACUGGAGU
Molecule: messenger RNA, 3446 nt
Organism: Lepus europaeus (European hare)
Lineage: Eukaryota; Metazoa; Chordata; Mammalia; Lagomorpha; Leporidae
Gene: NCKAP1L
Product: NCK associated protein 1 like
Exons: 31
Coding region: 1-3405 (1134 amino acids)
Biological process (GO): neuron projection morphogenesis; cell morphogenesis; cortical actin cytoskeleton organization
Cellular component (GO): SCAR complex
Source: RefSeq, a predicted model, not a curated record